GAGAGAGAGCUCACAAUUUUUCCCCGGGAAUAUACACGAGUUAUUGUAGAUCUGGUGGUUACAAGUUUAUCACUCGUGCUUUGGGGUGAGUUUGAUCUUUUGGCUAGGGCUGUGCCGGCGGGUUCAUGUUGGAACUUUGGAAGGGGAUUUCAUCCGAGCGGAAAACACCCGGGAGUUUUUUCUUCUUCUUAACAGUAGUACUUGAUGAGUGUGGGUUGGGUGGGCGUACUGUACAAUACUGCCAAUGCUGUACGAGUACUCUACUGUACGAGCACUUGUAUACAACCCGUAAACGCUUUCAAUUAAAAUGGGUUGUCCGUCCCUGUCGCUAUCCCGCCACGGGAGAGCCUGGUUUUGGACGGGUCGUUCGUGUCCGGGUAUAAGUUCUGUAGGAGUACUGUACAGUACGUACUUGUACGAGUAUCAUACAGUAUAUAUACUUUGAGUUGCUCGAAUGGAUUGGGUACGAGUUAAGGCAGCAAAGGAGGGAUUAUAAACCCAGCAGAGUUAUGG
Tuber melanosporum (Perigord truffle) is the source of this 513-nucleotide messenger RNA. RefSeq lists its product as uncharacterized. The coding region runs from base 126 to 383 and encodes 85 amino acids. The record is from RefSeq and is a predicted model, not a curated record. NCBI's taxonomy places the organism in Eukaryota, Fungi, Ascomycota, Pezizomycetes, Pezizales, Tuberaceae. The transcript has a single exon.